AUGUCAGAUAAAAUCAAAGUCGCCAUUCGCAUACGUGCACCUGCUAAGGAACGUCCCAAGAAUGGCGCAGUGAAGCUUGUUUCACCAAAUGAAGUCUCCGUGACACAAAUCAAUGGAAAUGAUACACAAAAGAGGUUUAUUUUUGACCAAUGUUUCGAGUACACUGAAGAUACCAGCCAGGAUCAAUUGAUCCUGUAUCAAGCUCUCGCACGCGACUAUUUGCUGUACACGCUUGAUGGCUACAAUACCUGCAUUUUCGCUUACGGCCAGACCGGAUCUGGCAAAUCGCAUACUAUCACUGGUUCUCCGGAAUCCCCUGGCAUCAUCUACAGGAUCUGCGAAGAGCUAUUCGAAGUGGGAGAGCUAUACGAAGGGUCUGAAAAUGGCACACAAACGAGGUUUACCAUCCAUCAUUCUUAUUUCGAAAUCUACAAUGAACAAGUCCGAGACCUGCUAGGAGUUGGUAAAUGCCGAAUUCGAGAGAAAGCUGAUAAAACCACAUUUGUCGAAGGAUUGAAAGAGUUUGAGGCCAAAAAUAGGGAGCAAAUCCUGGACUCCUUGAAACGCGGUAAUGAGCUGCGAACCACUGGAUCGACUAAUGCAAAUGAGCAUUCGAGUCGAAGCCAUGCUAUUUUCACAAUUUCAAUUACCCAAACGGAGAUUUCUCCCCUGGGCGAAAUAUUUGAGCGUCGAUCUUCAAUUAGACUCGUCGAUUUGGCCGGUAGCGAGCGGGCCAGUGCAACUGGCUCGCGUGGUGAUCGUUUGAAAGAGGGUUCCAAUAUCAACAAAUCCUUGAGCUCAUUGGGUCGUGUAAUAUCUGUUCUGGCAAAAAAAAAUCAAACCAAGCUCGUUCCGUACAGAGACUCAGCUUUGACUUGGGUCCUGAAAGAAAAUCUUGGCGGAAACAGUAAAACCUGUAUGAUCGCGUGCGUAUCUCCAUCUGAUUUCGAAGAAACGAUGUCUACGCUACGCUACGCUAACAUUGCGAGCCACAUCGUCACAGAGGCUCAUAUAAACGCGUGUGAGGCAACGCAGGAUAAAGAGCAAUUUCCCUCCAUGAAAACGCUAAUUGACGAACUGCAAGUCGCACUGUCGCAACUGAAGGAUCAAAAACUUAUCCAGGAUCAAAUGCGCAAGAUCAAACUGACCAAUCGGUUUUUGGAGUCAACAGUCGAGCGUGAAAAAAAUCUCAAGACUGAAUAUUACGAUCAAUGCAUGAUCAUCUCUCGUCAAAGAGAUCAGCUCAGUAAUUCCCUGUAUGGAAUUCUAUCCGAUUUAUCAAUUCAGGGACAAGACGAUACUCAGGAAGCCAUCCGCAAGCUCCAAGAAAGGUCAACAAUCUUUAAAAGCCUGCUCGAUGCAGACUGGAAUUUCUGGCAACCAUUACCAACCCAGAUUAGUUCCUAA
Molecule: messenger RNA, 1407 nt
Organism: Lachancea mirantina
Lineage: Eukaryota; Fungi; Ascomycota; Saccharomycetes; Saccharomycetales; Saccharomycetaceae
Source: the annotation of a GenBank genome assembly